AUGGCCCCAUAUGGAAUGUUAUAUGGAGGAAAAUUCAGGACACCCCUACAUUGGGAUGAGGUGGGGGAGAAACAGAUUCUAGGUAGAGAAGCAGUGAGAGAGGCCACUGAAGUAGUCGCCAAGAUUCGGCAGAGGAUGUUGACUGCUCAGUGUAGACAGAGAAGCUAUACAGAUCUUAAGAGAAGAGAGUUGGAAUUCUCUUUAGGUGAUCAGGUGUUUUUGAGGGUCUCACUUAUGAAACGGGUCAUGCAUUUUGGGAAGAAGAGAAAGCUAAACCCAAGGUAUAUAGGUCCAUUUGAGAUUUUGGAGAAAGUUGGGCAAGUUGCUUAUCGCUUGACUUUACCACCAGCACUCGCUGAGACGUAUAAUGUGUUCCAUAUUUCCAUGUUGAGGAAGUAUGUACCCGUUCCCUCCCACGUGUUGAGUUAUGAACUAUUGGAACUGAAGCAGUACUUAAGUUAUGAUGAGCAACUAGUUGAACUCUUAGAGGCAGGAGUCAAGGAAUUGAUGUUAAAGAAGAUUUCGCUAGUGAAGGUCCUGUGGAAGAAUUGUUCAACUAGAGAGGCAAUCUGGGUAUUGGAAGAGGACAUGAGGGAACGCUACCCCGAGUUGUUUGGUAAGGGACAAUUUCAAGGACGAAAUUCUUUUUACGGAGGGUAG
Molecule: messenger RNA, 660 nt
Organism: Humulus lupulus (European hop)
Lineage: Eukaryota; Viridiplantae; Streptophyta; Magnoliopsida; Rosales; Cannabaceae
Exons: 1
Coding region: 1-660 (219 amino acids)
Source: RefSeq, a predicted model, not a curated record